Molecule: messenger RNA, 1160 nt
Organism: Gavialis gangeticus (Gharial)
Lineage: Eukaryota; Metazoa; Chordata; Crocodylia; Gavialidae
Gene: S100Z
Product: S100 calcium binding protein Z
Exons: 4
Coding region: 351-650 (99 amino acids)
Cellular component (GO): cytoplasm
Molecular function (GO): calcium ion binding
Source: RefSeq, a predicted model, not a curated record
AGCUCUUUCCUGUUUCAGCCCGUAUAGCAGCAUUUUUCAGCUAAUGGGUUGCAACCCAAAAGUGGGUCACAUGAAUAUUUGAAAGGGUCAUGAGGAAGUCCCAGGAAAACCUGCAAAUGUGCAGGUUUCCCCUUGCAGGCUGACAGCAUUCCAGCCUGCAUGUACUGCUUGGGACAAUUGGAGGCAGUGUGCACACAUGUAUCUGCAACCACAGAUACACCUGGCCAGCAUACAGUGAGUUCAGGUUGUGGGAGCAGCCCCAGCUGCUGGAUGCAGAUCCACAGCUGCCUUUGUUCCACUCUCCAUAGCCAGACUUCCAUGUCACCUGUCCUGCUGUCCCACUCCCCAAGAUGCCUACACAGCUGGAGAAUGCUAUGGACACCCUGAUCCGGGUUUUUCACCAUUACUCAGGCAAAGAAGGGGACAAAUACAAACUCAAUAAAGGAGAACUCAAACAGCUCCUCACCAGUGAGCUCACUGAAUUUCUCUCAUGCCAGAAGGAUCCCCAGUUGGUUGAUAAGAUUAUGAGAGAUCUGGACACCAAUAAAGACAAUGAAGUGGAUUUUAAUGAGUUUGUGGUUCUGGUUGCUGCUUUGACUGUAGCAUGCAAUGAUUUCUUUGAAGAACAACUAAAGAACACAGGAAUUUAGAAAUGAUAAGUAAAUCAGUCCCUUAGACACCAAUGUAACUGAAGCAUGCUUAGCUGGUUAGCACUCAUCUGCAUUUUGUGAAUACAGCUAUAUCUUAUGUUACCUUGUUAAUGUAACUAAAUACAAAAGAUCAGAUCACCAGCUAGAGUAAAUUCCAGAGGACCUACGUCAGUGUACACAACCUAAGGGUCUGGCCCUAAGUAUGUUCAAAGAUUUAAUUCUUGCCUUUACCCCAGAUAUUUUUUUCAGCUCACUAAGACACAGACUCCAGAUCAGUUUCUUAAGGGUCACUCACCCUUUCUACAUGUUUGCUGCUUUACCAUUGAGAAGAUUGCCAUCUCCACCUGCAUGCACCCCAGUUUAUUGACCAAAUCUUUCCUGUUGAAAAAUGGGGCUUUGUUGAAAUGUAAUGUAUUCUGGAGGGGGAAGGAGAUUAUCCCAUAUUUGAAAGGGACCAUUUGGAAUGAAACAUCAUUAACUUUUUGCAUUUAGUUUUGAAUUUUCUUGUUU